AUGUGGCAUUUCGAGGCGUCAACGUUUGAGGAAAGAGAGCUCUGGGUUCAGGCCAUUGAGAGCCAGAUAUUUGCCAGUCUACAGUCCUGUGAGAGCAGCAAGAACAAGCCCUUUCAGCAAAGAAAGACAUGGGAGCUUCAUGCUGAGUCAAAGUCUUCCAGUACAGAAGACGAAUGUCAUACAGAACAUAAAAAGAAGACAAUGAGUAGACGACAAAUUGAGAGGAAAAAGAAACAUCACAAAGUUGACUCAUCAUCCUCAUCUGAAUCAAUCUCAACUCAGUCCUCUUCAUCCCCUGCACCCCGAAAAUCCAGCAAACAUAAGGAUAAAGCCAAGAAAAGGAAAGUGAACAAAAAGGAAAAAUGCACAAGAGUCUUUUUUCCAGAGCAAGCCAUUAACAGAUACAAGAAGGUCUUGGGCUAUUUGAAAGGCGUACUUCAAAUGCGUCCUCCAGGCCCUCUCGAGAUGUUGGGUAUGAGCUCCUGUCUGGACAUCAACAAAUGCCACACUGUGGUUCACAGUACAAUGCUUGUAACCGAGCUGUGGCAAGGCAUGUUUGUAAGCCCUCCACUCAUCACUGAUGAUGAUGGACCCUCUCUUGGCAUGAUGAGCAAUAAGUGGAAUCAGUUCCUUUCUGGGCGUCAGAAUGCAGCAGCAGUCGGACUCGGUUCAAAAACUUGGACCCGUUUUAGAAAACGAUUAGAACAGAAUACUAAUGAAACAAGCGUUGAGCGAGGAGAAGAAGUCGAAGCGGGCAGCAGCACAGGUGUGACACAAUCCCCGACAGCUGUGCUGUUUGCAAAGAAAUGUCAUACACAGCUUAGUAAGGCAAAGAAAAAGAAGACCUUCAAUCAAAGAAAAAUUGCAGAGUUGACCGAAGAACGAGACUCUCUACUGAAGCAGUUGUCAGAAUACUUUUCUAACUCAUCAGAGUCAUUUAAGCAAACAGCAUCAUCAUCUUCCUCCUCCUCCUCUUCAUCUUCUGAUGAUCAGAGAAAGAAAGCAAAAAAGCACAACAAGCACAAGAAAAGAAGAACCAGAAGGAAAGAAGAAGAAGAAAGAGAGAAGAUAAAGAAGGAAAGAAACUUGUUAAAGAGAGCUGUACAUCCAAACCAGGUUGUGAAAAGAUACAAAAGAUCUUCCAUCCAGUUCAGGCAAGGGAAGAACUUGAGGUCUUCUUACAAGGCUGUUGGAGUGGACAGAAACACCGUGGUCGCCAGUGCUGCAAUUGUUUCUCCAACAAAGUAUGAAGAAGUCCUACAAGGCUACUCCAGAGGCCAGAAGCUGCAGACGUCUUCAGAUGUCUUAAGCAAUGACCCACACUUUUUUCAAAGGUAG
Messenger RNA from Puntigrus tetrazona (Sumatra barb), 1338 nucleotides. RefSeq lists its product as uncharacterized. NCBI's taxonomy places the organism in Eukaryota, Metazoa, Chordata, Actinopteri, Cypriniformes, Cyprinidae. The transcript has 8 exons. Gene Ontology annotation, cellular component: nucleoplasm. The record is from RefSeq and is a predicted model, not a curated record. The coding region runs from base 1 to 1338 and encodes 445 amino acids.